This is a messenger RNA of Patella vulgata (common limpet), 4655 nucleotides long. RefSeq names its product E3 ubiquitin-protein ligase MARCHF8. NCBI's taxonomy places the organism in Eukaryota, Metazoa, Mollusca, Gastropoda, Patellidae. The record is from RefSeq and is a predicted model, not a curated record. The transcript has 5 exons. Gene Ontology annotation, molecular function: zinc ion binding. The coding region runs from base 212 to 913 and encodes 233 amino acids.
GAUUUGUAAACAAACCUUUAAGUCACGUGGUGCUUGGAAAACUGGUUGAAACGGGUUGUGUUGUGGUAUAAACCAGAAUAUUCUGUGCAACAGUGACAAUCAACAGUAACAAGUUCAAUCCGGCUUUAAGCUAGUGGAACUAAUUGCUGGCAUUACUUCUAAAGGAGAAACAACCUAUUUGUGACCAAAAGGAAAAUAAAUAAAACCCAUUAUGUCAGAGUAUGGAUCUAAAGAUUUGAGAAUGGAGGAUAGUGAUUGUGAUGAUACCGUCAGUUAUGUCUCUAGUCCAAACUUAACUCCACUGCCAAUAAAGAAAUUCAAGCCACCUGAAUCUGAUGCAGGAACCGAUCUGUUACCAGUUUGUAGAAUCUGUCAACUUCCUGGCGAUGAAAAGGAAAUAUUAUUUGCUCCCUGUAGAUGUUCGGGUACUCUUCGAUAUGUUCAUUAUGCGUGUUUGUUGAAAUGGCUAGAAAUACUCACUAAGAAAGGCAAGAGACCACCACACUGUGAACUCUGCCGCUUCCAUUACAUUCGUCACAAAAGAUUUAAGUUCCAUAAUUGGAGAUUUCCAAGAGUGAAUAUCAGAGACAAGUGCCUCCAUGCCAUUUUUUUCUUCAACUUGUUAAUCAUGGUAUCCUGUGCUAUAGCAACAGCAUUGUGUUUCCUCUCAGACAAAGGACAGGUUAUGAAAUACCCCAAGAACAAAGUGGAGCUGACCACGGAAGAAGUGAUCACCCUGACCUGUGGAGUAAUGUUUUUUGUGUCUUUCUUUAUUGCCAUGACUGUUGAAAUAAAGGCUAAACAUACUAUUUAUAAACUGUUUACUAAGUUUGUUACUCACAAUACAGAAUGGCAGAUAGAGCCGUAUGAUAAAAGUGCUGAUUUAUAUUAUGGGCCACCGCAGAUGGUAUAGAUAAAUGUUAAAUUACAGAUCUGAACACUAAUACUGGAUAUACCGUACUGAUCGGCCUGUAUUAUAUUUAAUCACUCUGUUAAUUAUUUACAGUUAAAUAUAUUAUCAAAAUAACCUGAACUACCAGAUAUCUGUAACUCUACUUCAGUUUUUUCUGUGUAUUUUAUUGGUGUCACCCAUAAUUAGCUUAAAAACUCCUAAUUUAAUUUAUGCAGUAAAAGAUGUCUCAAGAAAAAUGUAUGUAUAGACACUUUUGCUGAUUAAUUUGAAGGAAUUUGAUACUCAGUUGAUAAAGAGGCAUUAUCACUUUCACCAGCAACAUAAAUAAAAUUAUUUGAAUAAUAUUUUAUUUUCAAAGUAACUAUUUACACCAAGAAAAUAAAUGUAAUUACCAUUAAUUUUGAAUGAUUUUAAUAAUAAUAUGCAAAAUACCCGUAACCAAAAACCCAAGUAUGGACCUACUUAGGGAAAGGUACAUGUAUUUUGUGCAAGUGGCCAUUAUAGUUAUAGCCCUUGAAAAUCAUUGUAGGACUCCUGAAUUGAUAGUCAAAUCUAUAUCUUCGAUAAUUUAGUAGAUUUGUCUCCAAUUUUGCAUACAGUCUAAUUUGACAUGCACAAUGGAACUAUUGUGGAAGGUCCAACUGAAAAUUAAUUUCACCUGCCUCCAAAGUGCGGAUGCCUCUUUAAGCUUACAUAGAGAUAUGGUUGAAUAAGACUCUAAUUAAUAUGUAUAACCAUGUAUCAGCUUAAUUUAUUUGGCAUUUUAAGCAUCAUAAAGCUACUACAGGAAACUCUUAUAGAUGUAAAUUUAUACAAUUUGAAGUGAUUGUAUUAUUAUUUAGGUUAUGAGUUUAUUAGGGUACCAAAACUGACACGUUAAAAGUCAUCUGUGAGGAAUAUGAUAUAUAAUUGAAGUUAUUCUUUGUAGAAUUAUUAUCCAUGGCUACAAGAAAUGAACAUGUAUUAAAAUGUAAAUAAUUUGAUAUACUUAUAUGACAAUGCAAAUGGUUUCUCAUGAAAAUAUUUAUUCUGAGGCGGAAUUUUUCUUGAAAAUCUUAUUCCAGAGUUAAAUUUUCCUUUAAAAUUUUCAUUCUGCAGAAAUAUUUCUUGAAUUAUAUGUUCCAGUGAUGAAUUUCUAUGGAAAUAAAACAUGACGAGAUAAGCAUAAUUAAUGCCAUGCUCAAUUAUGCAUUUAUAUGUAAAAAAAAUCUCCAGUCAUUUUUAUGGUUAUUUUUCAAAUAAAAUUUUGUAAAUAAUGAAUAGAAAUAAGCCCCAAAAUGUACAUAUUGAGAACAGCACAUCAUUGUAUAUAGUACUGUUUGUAUGGAAUUCUCACAGGAACUCUUGUAUAUAUUUUGUUUUGUGAGUGCUAAAAGCUAUAUAUGCAUAAUAUAAUGUGUCAUCUAAAACUGGGGGAAUACCAGAGGCUUCCUUCCAGGCUAAAUAUAUUAUUGUCUCCAAAUAUUAAACAAUAAAUUCAUGUAUUAGCACAUAUGUAUCAUGUUUUUAAAUAUUGUGCCUUACAUGUAUAGAAAAUGUUUCAUUGUGUUUCUAAACAUUAAAAUAUACAUCAUACUUACCUAUAUCUUAGUAAAUUCAUUCAUCUGUUUGUAAUAAACAUUUCACUAUUUUCAAUAUGGUGACAGGCUGAUUAAUUAAUGUGUUUGAGUGUAUAAUGUAUAAUUUCGUCUUCACAUGCACUUUAAACCCUUCAUGUCUUUCAGUCAUUUAUCAAAUUUGAUGAGAUUAUAUGUGAGUUAAAUUUAAGAAAUUUUUUUACACAUUUAUCUUAAUAAGCUUGUAAUAUAUAUGUGACAGAUUUAGUGUGGUUUAGCUGAGAAUUAAUUCUAAAAUAAAUGGCAAAUUAAAUUAUUUUGAUUUGAAUGUCCCAUGACGUGUUUUAACGAAUGCAGUGAAUGUCUGAUGUGUGACAUUAUACAGAUUUGUUAGUAAAUAUAGUUUAAUAAGGGUAUUACUUAUAUAGGAAGAUUGUUCUGGUUGGCAUAACUUCAUAUUGCUCAUAGCUUUAUUAUUUUCUCCAUUCAGAAGGCGGAAGACAGUGGUGGACUUGCAAUCAUGUUAUUGUACACACAUGUUGUUUUGCAUUGUUUCAUUUUGGAAAUGUUCAAUUAGAACACCAUUUUUUGUUGAAAACACUUAUGGUCUCUUAGCAAAAUGAAAAAAUAUACAUGUGUGCGCAAAAUUUAUUCUAACACAGCUAAGCCCACUGUGCAACUGACUAAAUUUCAUGCCACUGUGAGAAGACAAAAUUAAACAUUGAUAGGCCUGAUCAAAUAAUCAUUCUGGUCAUUUAUUAAUUAUUAGUUACUACAUUAAUUUUCAGGGUGUUUUACGUUUGUUAUUGUUUAUGUUUGUUAUUUUUAUUUUCUCUAAUUGAAAAACAAAACUCUAUAAUAAGUAUUACACUUUUAUUUAAUAGAUAUGAUAUUCCUAAUUAUAACAAUUACAAAUUGUCUCUAGAAAUACAGUUUUCUUUUUUUAUUGCAUAUCUUGCCACAAUUCAGCAGUUUAAUCAAAUAACUGUGGUUCUCUAUAUCGUAGAAUUUCUUCAUUAAUUUUAUAUGUUCAGUUAUUAUUUGACUUUGUUCAAAUGAUAAUAAAUUUUAAUACUCUUUUGUUCUAUCGUCUAUUUAUAAUGUCCAAAUAAAUCAGAGUAAGUUUUUGUAUUAGUAGUUUAUAAGUCAUAUUUUUAGUUUAAAAUAUAUUAUUUUGAGUUAAAUAUGAAUUUGUGUUUGUUUACUCAGUACGGUAUGAUUGAGUGAAGAUUAAAUAAUAAAAUACCUUUAAUGGUCGACCAACUAAUUUUACUGACCUGAUUGUUUGAUAAACAGUGAAAUUAUUGAUGUGUCAUUAAUAUUUUCUAUGAAAAUAAAUGUUAAUUAUUAUUAAUUAUUAUGUGGAUUAAUUAGAUUGUUUUAGUCAUGUUGACUACUGCUUAUUAAGAAGGCCUUUUAUCAACAUUACAAAUCAACCAAACUUAAACUCAUCCAUUACAUACGGUUGUACAAAGAAGGAAAAAAUAUUUGGCAGUUACUUUUAAUAAAUUAUCCUCGGUUUCGUGUUACUGAAUACAGCAGAAUUUCGCCAGAUUCAAUUAUUGAGCUGUGAAAUUAGAACAUGUUGAGAUUCCACCGUGCUGGUAGUGAGUUGUUGUUAUUAGUUCAAUUGUAAUGUUAACAUAAGGUAUUGAAUGAUACCCACAAUAAUGAACCAAUGAUUAUGUUACAGAUUAUUUUGUAUAUAUAUAUAUAAUAUAUCACAGUAAUUACUACAGUGAUUUUUGUGAUGACAUUAAAUCCAAAAAUGUUUAACUAUUAACAUAAAAUAUGUGUAUAAUAAUUAUUGUAAAUAUAGUGCUAUAUGUGAGUGUUCUUUAUGUUAUUUCAAUUAUUGAUUAAAUUAUUAUAACAUACUUGAGGACAAAAUUAUAUUUUAUUCUCUUCAUUUGUUUAAUUGUUAUAUUGUUAUUUGAUAUAAGAAUGUUAAGAUAUCUUUGUGUGUAGUGCUAGUAAUAAAUGUUAUGUAGAUAAAAUCACAGUGUACAUGUGACCUAUUAUUUGUAUUAUAAUUUAUGCACAUUAUGUAAUGGUAUGGUAUAAUUCAUGUAAGAAAGUUAUUGUAUGAUUAUAAUCUAUGGGAUAUGUUUUUAUGCCAUUCUCUGAAUUGUUUUGUGAUGUUCAUUGCAUUUCUAUACUUUUUCACAUUAAAAAUAUCAAAUAAA